This is a messenger RNA of Pecten maximus, 3053 nucleotides long. RefSeq names its product probable beta-D-xylosidase 2. Gene Ontology annotation, molecular function: alpha-L-arabinofuranosidase activity; xylan 1,4-beta-xylosidase activity. The record is from RefSeq and is a predicted model, not a curated record. Gene Ontology annotation, cellular component: plant-type cell wall. Gene Ontology annotation, biological process: xylan catabolic process; arabinan catabolic process. Lineage: Eukaryota; Metazoa; Mollusca; Bivalvia; Pectinida; Pectinidae.
UUGUGAACGAUUGAAGGUCCAGUGCAAUAUGAUAUUAUUCCAUCAACUAUGCCACAUGAAAAUGUUGUAAACAACAUAAAGCCACCGAGUGGUAGGCUUUCCCAAAUCACCGAGUCAAUGAUCUCGGGUUCAGUCGGUUUACAACCCUACGGCAUGUAAGUACGUAUUAGGCCUGUGAAUGAAUAUUACACAUACAGAGUAUCGAGAAUGUAUCUCGCCCGUGGUCCGUUCCUGUUCAAAUCUCUCUGGAACGUAAUACUGAAUCUCGGUUUCCUUCUGUCAUUAUACAAUGCGGAGUCUGACUACCCAUUCCGGAACACCUCACUGGCAUGGAAUACACGUGUGGACGAUCUUGUAGGCCGCCUGACGGUGAAGGAAAUCAUGUUCCAGAUGAGUAAGGGAGGGUCAGGCCCAAAAGCGGGACCAGCACCAUCCAUACCCCGACUGAACAUUGGACCCUACAGCUGGAAUACAGAAUGCCUCCGAGGAGACGUGAGUGCGGGAAACGCCACUUCCUUUCCACAAGCACUAGGUCUAGCCGCCACAUUCAGCGCUGACAUUUUAUAUGACGUAGCAGAGGCUACUGGUAUUGAGGUCCGCGCCAAAUAUAACGACUACCGGAAACACCACAAGUACGGGGACCACAAGGGGGCGAGCUGUUUCAGUCCCGUUAUCAACAUCAUGCGGCACCCCCUGUGGGGGCGGAAUCAGGAGACCUAUGGAGAAGAUCCCUACCUCAGUGGAGUGAUGGCUGCACAGUUCGUUAAAGGUCUGCAAGGACAUGACCCGAAAUACAUUAGAGCCAAUGCAGGGUGUAAACACUUCGACGUUCACGGUGGACCAGACAAUAUACCUGUGUCGCGUUUCUCGUUCGAUGCACAGGUACGUGAACGUGACUGGCGUCUCACCUUUCUACCUGCUUUUAGACGGUGUGUAGAGGCGGGAACCUACAGUAUCAUGUGCAGCUACAACAGACUGAAUGGGGUUCCAGCCUGUGGUAAUAAGCGCCUCCUAACGGAUAUCCUCCGGAAAGAGUGGGGGUUCAGGGGUUACGUGGUGAGUGACGAGGAGGCCAUUGAGAACAUCAUAAACUACCAUCAUUACCUCAACAACUCUGUGGACACUGUGGCCCUUUGUGUGAAUGCCGGCUGUAAUCUGGAAUUAUCCGACAACGAAGCAAACCCCGUCUACUACUCAAUGAUUGAAGCGAUACAAUCUGGAAAAUUGACAGAGACUGUUGUUCGGGCCAGCGUAAAACCUUUGUUUUACACCAGGAUGCGACUUGGCGAGUUCGACCCAGCAGACAAGAACCCAUACAACCUUCUAGAUCUAUCCAACAUUCAGAGUGAAGAUCAUAGGUCUAAGUCUCUUGAAGCUGCCAUGAAGUCUUUUGUUUUGUUGAAGAAUGUCAACAGUUCGCUGCCAUUUCAUAAACAAUUUAGAACAAUUUCGGUGGUCGGACCGAUGGCCGACAACAUUUACCAGCUGUUUGGUGAUUACAGUGCUGACGCCAGUCGUCAAUACACUACAACUCCUCUCGAAGGACUAAAACGCCUGGCAGGGUCAACGAAAUACGGCCAAGGGUGUCCAGAUAAUAGGUGUGAACAUUACAAUGUCACACAGGUCAAGGUCGCUGUAGCGCAAACUGAGGCUGUCUUCGUCUGUCUUGGAACAGGACAAGAACUCGAAGGGGAAGAUAACGAUAGAAGCAAGAUGGACCUGCCAGGACAGCAACUAAAACUUCUGCAAGAUGCUGUGGAAUUCUCAGGGACUGCACCGAUCAUAUUGCUUCUCUUCAACGCCGGUCCUUUGAACAUCACCUGGGCUGAACAGAGUGAUCGCGUUAGUGCCAUAUUGGAAUGUUUCUUCCCCGCUCAGACAACAGGGGAGGCAUUAUUCCGAGUUCUCACCAACAAUGACGACAACAGCAACCCCGCCGCCAGACUACCAUUUACAUGGCCCCUUUAUGUUACGCAGGUUCCGUCGAUAACAAACUAUACCAUGGAAGGAAGGACAUAUAGAUAUUUCCAGGGCGAUCCCCUUUAUCCUUUUGGGUUUGGUUUGUCCUACACCCAAUUCCAUUAUUUUGAUGCUUGGUUGACACCUCUCAUUCAAGUUGGUCAGCCAGUUGGUGUGAGAGUGGAAGUUGGAAACACCGGAGCGUAUGAUGGAGACGAGGUAAUACAAAUAUACCUGGAAUGGAUUACGACGAAAAUGAAAAUGCCAAAAUUACAACUUGUUGCAUUUAAAAGAGUCUUUAUCAAAACCAAAGACAAAUUAAAUUAUAAUCUGGAAAUCAAUCCACGUGAUAUGGCUGUAUGGACAGGGAAGACAUUUAUCAUCGAAGCAGGGAAAAUGAGGAUAUAUAUCGGUGGACAGCAACCCAACCAACGGAAACGUAUAGCGUCAAAUAUACUUGUACGAGAAUUCGAAAUUAUCAACUCAAAGAGUAUAGUUUAGGUCUGAUACAUUAUCUCCAACAUGUGCUAAUACACCAACGUAUAUUGUUUGGUCAGUUACAUACACUAAAUGAAUGAACAAGGUACAAUACUAUGAUGAAUUAUUUUAAUAAUCGCUUUCGAUAUCGUUAUGGUUGAACGAUCAAACAAUGAUUUGAACGAUCAAACAAUGAUUUAUUACAAAGUAUAAUAAAUAUCAGCAGGCUUAUAAUUACAUAACAUAAACAACUCGAUUCCUGUCUCAAACUAUUCACUUUUGCAUGACAUGAUUUCAUUUGUGAAAAGUACAAUAAAUCGAACAUUAAUUCAAUUUGAAUAACAGUUGUCGCAUUUUAAUAAACUGACUUUGAAAACGUGAUUACAAUACCUGAAAAUAUAUUGUAAUACGAAAGCAUCAUGUUUUGUCAUAAUUUAAAGUUAAGUACCCAAAUAGGUGAUGGUGUUUUCUAUUUAGACAAUUUAAAUGUUUGAGUGGGUUUUUAUCACAUGUGAACUUAGAUACGAAAAACCCACAAAAUUAGUUAGGGGACGAUAUUUCUCAUAGCUUGCAAUUGCAUAGAAGAACAAAUCUGUUAUAAUUUCCAUCCAGGAUCA